UAAUACCUUUUUUCCAGUCCCCACAAAAGGAAAUGGAUAAUGUAAAUAUUGAAUAAUUGAUUAUUGGAUGAAGUGAACAAAGCCCCAUCCAAGCUCCAACCCAUCGGAGAAAGGAUGUCACGCGCCGCUGCCGCUCUCUCUUCUCCGUUCUCUUCUUCACCGGCAUUUUCUAUUUCCUCUUCCAAUUUCAAAAAAAUCAACUCUUUCAAACCACCAAAUGCGACCUCACAGCAAAUCUCCCUGGACACGUCCACACCCAAUAAAACCCUCUCUAGUUCUCAGCCGCCCAACAAAACCGGCGUCAUCGUCGUCGGCGCCGGUCUAGCCGGCUUGGCCGCCGCGACUCGGCUCCAGGCCGAGAACAUCCCUUUCCUCCUCGUCGAAGCCUCCGACGCCGUCGGCGGCCGCGUCCGCACGGAUUUCGUCGACGGCUUCACCCUCGACCGCGGCUUCCAAAUCUUCAUCACCGCUUACCCCGAAGCUCGGGAGCUUCUCGACUACGACGCCCUCGAUCUCCAGAGGUUUUACUCCGGCGCGAAGGUCUUCUUCGGCGGCCGCUUCCACACCGUGGCGGAUCCCCUGCGCCACUUCUCCGAUGCUGUCCUGUCUCUGGCGAACCCAAUCGGCACCGUCGUUGACAAGCUGCUGAUAGGAUUGAGUAGAAUUAGGGUUUUGAGCCGGUCGGAUUACAAUCUAUUAACCGCCGAUGAGGUGAAGACGAUUGACUUGCUUAGGAAGACCGGAUUCUCCGAUUCAGUACUGGACCGAUUUUUUCGGCCAUUUUUCGGCGGCGUUUUCUUCGACCGAGAACUCGAAACAACCUCUCGUCUGUUCGAUUUCGUCUUCAAAUGUCUCGCACUAGGCGACAACACCCUCCCGAAGAAUGGCAUUUCCGCAAUUCCCGAACAAUUAGCGGGUAAAUUGAAUCCGAGUUCCAUCAUAUUAAAUUCCAGGGUAGCCUCAGUCGAUUGCGAUUCCGACGAGGGCAUUGUUGUAAACCUUUCGAGCGGAGAGCUGUUGAGGAGCGAUCUAGGAGUGAUUCUAGCAAUCGAAGAAUUCGAAGCCGCCAAUAUUUUGGCGGGAAAAAUCGACACGGGCCGGGUCAAAGAGCCGGUCCGGAGCACUGUUUGCUUGUAUUUCUCGGUGGACGCCGACAAGGUUCCGGUUAAAGAUCCGGCUCUGUUCCUAAACGGGUCGGGUCGGGGGAUUGUGAACAACAUGUUCUUCGCGACCAACGUUGCUCCUUCGUACGCCCCGCCCGGAAAGGGUCUGGUAUCCGUUUCGCUUAUCGGGUCGUACGAGGGUGUCCCCGAUGAGGAGCUGGUGAAACGAGUCGUGGAGGAGUUGUCGGGUUGGUUCGGGAGUGAGGCUGUCGGGUGGUGGAGGUACAUGAGGAUGUACCGGGUCGGGUUUGCACAACCGAAUCAAUGCCCGCCGACGAAUUUGAUGAAGGAUCCGAAGUUGAAGGAGGGGUUGUAUAUAUGUGGGGAUUAUGUGACUAGUGCAACUUUUGAUGGGGCUCUGGUUUCUGGGAAGAGGGCUGUUGAGGCUUUAUUGAAAGAUAGAACAAUAGUUAAAGUGUGAUCUUUAAUUUGGAUUUACCCCUUUUUUUUUUUUGAUUUUUUUUAUUUAAAUUGUAAAAUGUUUGCUGCAAGUAUAUGUGAUUAUUUCUGUAAUAAUGGUAUUUUUUUUUUGUAAUGAAUAUGUAACAUGAUUUACUUGUAUAGAUAGACUACUGUCUGAUGGUUUAGUUGUUCUUA
Molecule: messenger RNA, 1760 nt
Organism: Erythranthe guttata (spotted monkey flower)
Lineage: Eukaryota; Viridiplantae; Streptophyta; Magnoliopsida; Lamiales; Phrymaceae
Product: FAD/NAD(P)-binding oxidoreductase family protein
Molecular function (GO): oxidoreductase activity
Source: RefSeq, a predicted model, not a curated record